CUCUCAUUCUCAUUACAAGCCUCUUACCACCAUUUUAGUUUCUCCAUCUCCUUCCCGGUAAAAGUAUCGUACUUUUAUCCAGUAGUAGCAAUGGCCAUUAUACCAAGGUUAGUAACCGACAAAGCGGUGGUUAUAUUCAGCAAGAAUUCUUGCUGUAUAUGCCACAGCAUUAGGACGCUAAUAUGCAGCUUUGGAGCAAACCCAACUGUUUACGAGCUCGAUGAACGACCAGAUGGUCAGGAAAUCGAAAGGGAACUCAAAGCCUUAGGGCGUAAGCCAUGUGUCCCAGCUGUUUUUAUAGGACAAGAGCUGGUCGGUGGAGCCAAUGAGAUCAUGAGCCUGCAUCUUCAAGGCAAGUUGGUCCCUAUGCUCAUCAAAGAGAGAGCUAUAUGGCUCUAGAACAAGAAUAUGAUCAGAACCAUGGUGUUUUAUAGCCCAUAAACAAAGCAUUUUGUUAAGCUCUGGCAUACUUGAGAACAAUCUUGGAUCAGAGAAUAAGUAGCAACUCAGCUGGCAUUUUGUCUAGACAGGCCAUAUAUGAUAUAUGUAACUUAUUUGGUUUCAACCCUUUUCUUGAGAGCAAUUAUGAAUCAGAGGAUAAGUAGUAACUCAGCUGGCAUUUUUUCUAGCCAUGCCAUAUAUGAUCUAUGUAAGUUAUUUUGUUUCAAGUUUCAACCUUUUUCCUUUAUUAUGUCCACCCAAAGUCCUUAAUCAUUUGGCAUUUCAGAAAAUGAUCAAUGGUUGGCACAAAAAUCUUGUUUUUUGAAGUAU
Molecule: messenger RNA, 771 nt
Organism: Cynara cardunculus var. scolymus (artichoke)
Lineage: Eukaryota; Viridiplantae; Streptophyta; Magnoliopsida; Asterales; Asteraceae
Product: monothiol glutaredoxin-S2-like
Exons: 1
Coding region: 91-399 (102 amino acids)
Source: RefSeq, a predicted model, not a curated record